GUCAUUUGGUUAGUUUAAAGUUAUUAUGAUGUGCUCACGGGGAGCAUACCACACCAGAUUGGGAGGCUUUCCGAACUCAAAUAUCUAUCCCUCAGUCGCAACCAACUCAGCGGUGACUUACCAUCUUCCAUGUCCAACCUCACUCGACUACAGAUGCUUGAUAUAUCUUAUAAUUCUUUCACAGGCUCCAUACGGCCUGUUCUUCAAAACUGUAGCAGUCUGAAAUAUCUAUACCUCUCUAGUAAUUUGUUUUGCCGAAAUACACCUGUAGAGAAUCAAAACAAGAUCACUACCAGGAAUGGUGAUAUCUGUUCAAUAUGGAACUUUGAUGGACACAUUGCAUAUAAGGACAUUAUAAGAGCCAUUGAUAAUUUUGACAUCAGAUACUGCAUAGGAACUGGUGGUUACGGUAGUGUAUAUGAAGCCAGAUUACCAAGUGGUAAGACUGUAGCGCUCAAAAAGCUUCAUCGCCUGGAAGCUGAGGAGCCAGCUUUUGACAGAAGUUUGAGAAAUGAGGCGCGUGUGUUGUCAAAUAUAAGACACAAGAAUAUCGUGAAGCUCUUUGGUUUCUGCCUGCACAACCGAUCCAUGUUUCUUAUCUACGAAUUAAUGGAGAAGGGAAGUUUAUUUUGUGCCCCGAGAGAUGACGCCCAUGCAGUAGAGUUAGAUUGGAGCAAGAGGGUAAACAUUGUGAAAGGUAUAUCACAUGCUUUAUCAUACAUGCACCACGACUGCACUCCGUCCAUAGUUCAUCGGGAUAUAUCAAGUAAUAACAUACUACUCCACUCUGAAAUGGAGGCGUUUGUCGCUGACUUCGGUGCAUCGAGGUUGCUAGAUCCUGAUUCAUCUAAUCAAACAUUGGUUGCAGGCACUUACGGUUAUAUUGCUCCAGAGCUUGCAUACACAAUGAUUGUGACCGAAAAAUGUGAUGUGUAUACCUUUGGUGUGGUGGCGCUAGAAAUUAUGAUGGGAAGCUAUCCAGGAGACUUCAUCUCAUCUUUCACAAUUUCGCGGUUCACUUCUAAUAGAAUGCUGAAUGAUCUAUUGGACGCACGCCUCCCACACCCAACAAGACAGCAAGAAUAUGACAUUGUUCUUAUUUUGAGGAUAUCAUUUGCGUGUUUGUGCUCAAAUCCAAAAUUUCGGCCAUCUAUGAAUACUGUAUCUCAGGAGAUUUCACAAACUUCAAAUAUGCUUACAGCAAAUUCUAUUUACAGUUUGUCUAGUAUGUGCCCAUGGUCACAAGUUAAGAGCUAAAUUUUAUGCAUUUAGUUCCAUUUGAUUGGUGUGGUUGUUGUAUAUGCAAGGGGUCCAUCAUUAUUAAG
This is a messenger RNA of Daucus carota subsp. sativus, 1325 nucleotides long. RefSeq names its product MDIS1-interacting receptor like kinase 2. Gene Ontology annotation, molecular function: protein kinase activity; ATP binding; protein binding. NCBI's taxonomy places the organism in Eukaryota, Viridiplantae, Streptophyta, Magnoliopsida, Apiales, Apiaceae. Bases 130 to 1257 code for a protein of 375 amino acids. The transcript has 2 exons. The record is from RefSeq and is a predicted model, not a curated record. Gene Ontology annotation, biological process: protein phosphorylation.